ACAUCUCUCUCUCGUCCUCUCUUUUUUAGUCUCUCUCUCCAGUAUCUACUAAACUAAACUAAACUAAACUAAAAUCCCUGCUUUUAGUUCUACAACUUUCACACAUACCUCAAAAGAAGCACCCUUUUCCUUCUCUCUCCAGUACUUUUUCGUCUUUCCAUUUGGUUUUUGGGCUGUGUCCAGGUCUCUCUUUUGUGGGUUUCUUUGGGAUUGUUCUAGUCGUUUGAAUGGAUUUGGAGGAUUGAGGAUUCCAUACUGGGGAGUAUCGAUGGCUACCCUGUUGCUUUUUUUCCUCCUAGCAGUCUCUGUGGUUUCUGCUGAUGAAGUGUGUUGCAUUUUGUAGAUGCCUUCCUUGGAGUAAAUAUUGGUACGGACCUGUCUGACAUGCCAAGCCCAACUCAGGUGGUGGCCCUUCUUAAAGCUCAGAAUAUUCGACAUAUUAGGCUCUAUGAUGCGGAUCGAGCCAUUCUACUCGCACUUGCCAACACAGGCAUCCAGGUGACUGUUUCUGUUCCCAAUGACCAGCUCCUUGGGAUUGGUCAGUCCAAUGCCACAGCAGCCAACUGGAUUGCUCGCAAUGUAAUAGCCCAUGUUCCUGCCACCAACAUUACCGCGAUAGCUGUUGGAUCUGAAGUCCUAACAGCCCUGCCAAAUGCUGCUCCAGUCCUAGUCUCUGCAUUAAAGUUCAUCCAAUCUGCCCUUGUUGCAUCUAAUCUUGAUCACCAAAUCAAAGUCUCCACGCCACACUCGUCUUCCAUUAUCCUCGACUCCUUCCCACCUUCACAAGCCUUCUUUAACCGCUCAUGGGAUCCAGUCAUGGUUCCCUUGCUCAAAUUUUUGCAGUCUACAGGAUCUUACCUUAUGCUUAAUGUAUAUCCAUAUUAUGAUUACAUGCAAUCCAAUGGAGUGAUCCCAUUGGACUAUGCGCUAUUCCGCCCCCUUCCUCCCAACAAGGAAGCUGUGGAUGCUAAUACGCUCCUGCAUUACACUAAUGUCUUUGAUGCAGUUGUUGAUGCAGCUUAUUUUGCAAUGUCCUAUCUGAAUGUCACCAAUGUCCCCAUUGUAGUUACUGAGUCAGGCUGGCCCUCCAAGGGUGACUCAUCUGAGCCAGAUGCAACACUUGAAAAUGGUAACACUUACAACAGUAACUUGAUCAAACAUGUGCUUAACAACACAGGAACUCCGAAGCAUCCUGGGAUUGCAGUUAGUACAUACAUUUAUGAGCUUUAUAAUGAGGAUUUGAGACCUGGGUCAGUCUCUGAAAAGAAUUGGGGGCUUUUCAAUGCUAAUGGAGUGCCGGUUUAUAUCUUGCACUUGACUGGUGCGGGGACUGUUUUGGCUAAUGACACCACGAAUCAAACCUUCUGUGUUGCAAAGAGUGGUGCUGAUCCAAAGAUGCUACAGGCAGCACUAGAUUGGGCUUGUGGACCAGGGAAGGUAGACUGCUCACCUUUGUUGCAGGGGCAACCAUGUUAUGAACCUAAUAAUGUGGUGUCACAUGCAACAUAUGCUUUCAAUGCAUACUUUCAGCAGAUGGCUAAAUCUUCUGGGACCUGUGAUUUUAAAGGGGUGGCUACCAUCACUACAACAGAUCCAAGUCGUGGUUCUUGUAUAUUUCCCGGAAGUGCUGGAAAAAAUGGCACUGUUGUAAAUGGUACUUCACUGGCUCCAUCUUCAAAUUCCACAAGUUCUGGCUGCUUCUCACUCUAUCCCCAUGGUGAUGGUUCUUUCACAAGCUCUGUGAUCGUAGGUAUUUUACUUUUGAGUGCAGUUUUAUUCUGAAAACUACGAACACGUUUGUUUGCGACGCUUCUUUUUUUGACAAAUGUUGGAUUUGUUCGAGACAUGCGCGUUUGCAUCUGUUGAAAAAAUUGCAGCAUACCCAGUUUUGUUCCUCUGGAAGAGGAUUUGAAGGGGUGUGGCAAGGUGUAACGCAUACAUAGCCGGCAAGUAGUUGAUGGUGAGUUGUCUAUUGGAUUUUGUACAAACCCGCCAUCCACCAUUGUUGUAUUCUUUGAACCCAGAUUUGUGACGAACGCAUUUGAAACCCUGGUUUAAUGAUGUUCAUUUGGUCCCUCAAAUUGGGAUA
Alnus glutinosa is the source of this 2089-nucleotide messenger RNA. Its product is annotated as glucan endo-1,3-beta-glucosidase 3. The record is from RefSeq and is a predicted model, not a curated record. Gene Ontology annotation, cellular component: plasma membrane. The transcript has 4 exons. Gene Ontology annotation, biological process: carbohydrate metabolic process. Gene Ontology annotation, molecular function: hydrolase activity, hydrolyzing O-glycosyl compounds. Bases 385 to 1782 code for a protein of 465 amino acids. Lineage: Eukaryota; Viridiplantae; Streptophyta; Magnoliopsida; Fagales; Betulaceae.